CCCAGGUUUUAUUUUUAAUAAAUGCUACGCUAUUCCUAUCACUUGAACAAAUACGGCAAUUCAUUACUGUUUUUUCACAGUACUACAACAAUGGUAAUUAAUUUGUUGUGCGAUUAUAGAUAAUCGAAGUAUUGCAAAUCUGUAGUUCGAAAAAAAAAAAUGGAGAAAAAAUAUGGUGGGGCUGUGUCGAUUUCCCUGCAGAAAGCAACGGCAAAGCAAAGUAUUAUCUUUCACACCUUUCAAGAUUCAAUCCAUUUUCAUUUUUAUUCUCUGAUGAGCACACAGCAAUGGUGAUUGCAAGAAUCUAGGGUUUCAAUCGACGCCAUUUUCCUCCAAAGGAGAUUGAAUCUAUCCCAAAAACCCAAUGGAGGAAGUCGAAACGGCAAAUUUGUCCGCCAUCGAGAGCUGCCACCGCGUAAUCUCCAUUCUAUCCAAACCGCAAGAUCAAAACCAGCUCAGAACCCUAUCUGACCAAACGGCCCAAGCCGUUCAGAAGUUCAGACGAGUCAUCUCCCUUCUCGGCUCCACCUGUGGCCAUGCCCGAGUCAGAAAAAGCAAGAAAAUCCAAACCCCUUUUCCCCAAAGCAUCUUUCUCGAAAACCCGAUCAGCAAAACCGAAUAUCACCACCUAAUCCCGAACCCCCUCAGUCUCAUUAAGAUCAACAAUGACCUCUCUCUGAAAACCCCUUCUCUGGACCUCCACCUUUCCCAGCAGAAAUCGACUCGUUCGAGCUAUCAUCAUUUCUACAGGCAAAGCAGUAGCAAUGGGGGGGUUAGCUUCAAUUUUGACGGGUCCACCUGCACCACGCCCGCCAUGUCAUCCGCCAGGUCGUUCAUCUCGUCGUUGAGUAUGGAAGGGAGCGUGGCGAAUUUCGACAGUAACGGGUUUCGUCUGGUGGGACCCGCACGCUCGGUGGAUCACGGCUCGUUCCAUCACAAGAGGAGGUGUAGUGUCAAGUGUGGGGGCAACGGUAAAUGCCAUUGUUCGAAGAAAAGGAAGCAUAGAGUGAAGAGGUCUAUCAAAGUGCCUGCAAUAAGUAACAAGUUAGCUGAUAUACCACCAGACGAGUACUCGUGGAGAAAAUAUGGUCAGAAACCGAUCAAAGGUUCACCUCAUCCGAGAGGAUAUUAUAAAUGUAGUAGCAUGAGAGGCUGCCCUGCGAGGAAGCAUGUCGAGAGGUGCUUAGAGGAGCCCUCGAUGCUUAUCGUCACUUAUGAAGGAGAACAUAACCAUCCAAAAUUGGCUUCACAGUCAGCCAACACAUGAAAGUUGGUCAAAAGCUUGUAUCGAGGAUUGUGUCGAGCCUUUGAACCUAAAUUUCUUAGACCCUUCGUUCUUAACUGGCUUAUGAUUUUUCUUGUGUACAUACAUGUUGCUUGUGUUUAUGUCAUAAGGGGGUCUUGCUUGUAUGUUGGGUUAUUGUUAUUUUUGAAUUUUGGGUUUUCUGGUUUGAAGAAUUAAGCCAAGAUUUGGGGGCUGUUGAUUGUAAGGAUAGAAUUGCCAUUUGUUAGGGUGACUUUUGUUUUUGGAAAUUUGGAGUUGUCCACCUAUUGUUGUUCUUUUUUUUUUUCCUUUUUUCUUUUCUUUGGACAAUUGAUUUCUCUAUGCA
Striga asiatica is the source of this 1610-nucleotide messenger RNA. The record is from the annotation of a GenBank genome assembly. NCBI's taxonomy places the organism in Eukaryota, Viridiplantae, Streptophyta, Magnoliopsida, Lamiales, Orobanchaceae.